GCGUCUCGGGACACAGCAACCCAGCAGCAACCCAGUGCUCUAUUGCUUCUCUUGCGCCGCACGCAUUUGCGUGAACUUGGGCUACGUGGCGUCACUACUCAAGGGGCUCCCCUGCUAGCUACAGAGCAACCACUGUGAUGUCAACCGACUACGACAUGCCUUCGUUCCGAUCGCUCGCAAGCGCGGCGUCGCGCUCUAUCAAGGGCUAUGUCGCGUCGCGUGAAUUCAAACGGCCAACCUUCGCUGCCAAAGAAGUCGGAAGUGAGAACGGGAGCAGGCCAACAUGGAGCCAAUGGGCAGGUCAAAAGCUGCGACAAGUUCAGGGAGAGGGGACGUCGGGCACAGAAUCGCUGUUCUUGUUCCCGGGCUGGGCCACCAGGAGGUUUCAUGAGACACCGGAGACGAAGAUUAGUCUAGAAGAGGCACCGUUCGACGUCGAAGUAUUCAUCUCAGGAUUCGCGUCUAGGACAAGCGGGGCUGGUUUCAGCACACGCUCCGGCAGAGCAUUCCUCAAGAUUGCUACCACUUUCGCUGCCUUGCCGAAGUUGGCAGCCCAAAUGACUACCAAUGGUGCACCGCCUAUCUCAAGGGACGUCAGUAGAUCGACAGAAGACCUGCUCAAGGACGUCCAUCUUCCCCGACCCCCAGAUGAGAUGGACGAAAACGCGGAAGCAGAAGAGUUAGAGCGACGGCUUCGUGAACUCGAUGUCGAGACGAACAGCACAUACUCGACGGCCACGGACACAUCCUCAGCCCCCGAUUCCUCUCCGGUCUCAUCAACAUUUCCGUCAGGCGCGGGAAUCCCGCGCUCGGAUACUAGGGGUCCUCUGAGCACCGCGGCCGCCGAGCUCAUGCAAAAUUGGAAUGCGAACCUCCAGACACGACUGUUCCCGUUCUGGUGCUCGGUCCUUCCAACGCGAACCAUUCGACUCUCGCUCUUCGCCACUGACCCAUCCUUAGAGGAGUUCCGUGACAAGGCUGCGGACGACGGCGAGCCACGCCGAGCGUUGGCAUCGCAAAAUAUCGUAACAGGGCCAGACGGCGCGUUCCAGGUGACCUUCCGCGUCCCGUGGAAGGACCUAUGUACGCAUCCGCAAGGAGUGCAGAUUGCCUUCAGCGAUAGGCAGCGAGAGCACGACAUGAUCGUCACUGCCGAUUUGAUGCCGCCGCCUUCGCCUCGCACACCAUCCGCCACACCAUAUCAACAGCCAAUGCAGCCGUUAGACGAAGCGGAAUCGACGGUCACAGCACUUUUGUCCGUGCCUCUCACGUACACGACGGUUCGUGUCAUUUCCGACAUCGACGACACAGUCAAGCUUGCGAGUGUCCUCAGCGGGGCGAGAACGGUCUUCCAGAACGUCUUCGUCAAGGACCUGGGCGAAAGCAUUAUACCCGGGAUGGCGGAGUGGUACAUGAACAUGUGGACACGCGGCGUCCGCUUCCAUUAUGUUUCAAACGGGCCCUUUGAGCUGCUGCCUGUUAUCAACCAGUUCUUCCAGCUGUGCCGAUUCCCCCCUGGGUCCAUUAAGCUCCGUUCCUACGCGGGCCGUUCGCUGUUCAGCGGGCUUCUCUCCGCACCUGCGGCCCGCAAGCGCGCGAGCGUCCUCGACGUACUCAAUAGCUUCCCUGACGCGCGCUUCAUCUGCGUCGGUGACUCCGGCGAACAAGAUCUCGAGCUCUACUCGAGCAUCGCGAAGGAGAAGCCUGCUCAGGUCCUCGCGAUAUUCAUCCGCGACGUGAGCGCGGACAGCGGCCUGCCGCCCCUAGACGACCCUACGGGUGUCAGGGUGUUGCGGCUGGAGAAAGACCCGCAGCAAGGCAAUCGCCCUGUACCCGUGGCGAUAUCUAGGCGGCCGAGUUUCCGGAAGGGCUAUACGAGCAGUCCCAUGGCGCGGUCAAUAUCUGACACGGAUCCUACUAUAAUUGAGCACGCCCGGAAGCCAGCAAGGAUGCACUCCGACAAUGAACUUCUCCCGAGCCACCACGAGCCUGCCGGCUACUUCACGUCGACUUCUGUGUCGACGUCGCCCAUGGCGGAGGAACCCGAGGACUAUUUUAGGUCUACCCAGUCCUCGCCACAGCUGCGUCCGGGGCAGGAGGGCCCGACGACGCCUACUGGUCAGCGACAGACACUAUCGGAACCCGAGCGGCGACGACUUGACUUUCAAAGCAGGGUGUGGCGAGCAAGACUGGAAGCGCCGGAGCAUAUACCGUUGCGGGUCUUCCGCAAACCUGAUGAAUGUAUGGAAGCACAGAUCAUACUCGCAGGACUACUGGGGCGACGCGAAGAAAAUAACUUAUUGGACUGAACAUGCUCCGAGGACGAUGAGUACACAGAAUGGAAUGUA
Molecule: messenger RNA, 2348 nt
Organism: Rhodofomes roseus
Lineage: Eukaryota; Fungi; Basidiomycota; Agaricomycetes; Polyporales; Fomitopsidaceae
Exons: 4
Coding region: 138-2309 (723 amino acids)
Cellular component (GO): actin cortical patch
Molecular function (GO): phosphatidate phosphatase activity
Source: RefSeq, a predicted model, not a curated record